Messenger RNA from Miscanthus lutarioriparius, 1647 nucleotides. Lineage: Eukaryota; Viridiplantae; Streptophyta; Magnoliopsida; Poales; Poaceae. The record is from the annotation of a GenBank genome assembly.
AUGCCUCCCCCGGCGGGGCUGCCUCCCUGGCCGACGCCGUCCACCACGCGCCUGGCGACCCCGAUCCCGACGCGGCCUCCUCCUCGCACCACCCACGUCCGCCCGCCGCCUCCACCACCUUACACUCGCGUCCGCCUUCCUCCGCCUCCGCCUGCUACGACGCCACCACCGCGCCGCCUGGAGCCCGCCGCGCCAAAACCAGCGGCCGUAUCCACACCCGUGCCUCCCGCCACUGUCUCCGCAGCGUCUUCGUCGUCCACCUGCCUUGAUUGCGUCCAUUUCGGGAAGUGCUCAGGGUGCACACACGAGGUGGACCUCGACAAGCCGCCGGUGCUGCAGGAGGUGGCGAAUUUCUUCAAGGGGCACGGGGUCGGAGAUUUCACCUUCAGCAGGGGCAGGCUGUUCCAAUGGCGGUGCCGGGCAAAGUUAGCUGUUCGUGGAACACCAGAGAACCCAUUGAUUGGUUUAUACCAGGAAGGGACGCAUGUUGUUAUAGAUAUUCCAGAGUGCAGAGCUCACCACCCAAGCAUUAAUGCUGCUGUUAAGAUGCUAAGGCAAGGUAUAACUGAGCUAAGUAUUCAGCCAUUUGAUGAAGAUGCUGGAACUGGUGAACUCAGAUAUGUUCAGAUGGCCGUGACAACAUAUAACACAUCUAUUCCAGUUGAUAAAAGAUACGAGCAAGGGAAAGUUCAAGUUUCAUUGGUUUGGAAUUCAAGAGACGAGCGCUCCCAGAACGCAGAGAAGCUGACUUCAUUGAUAGAAUACUUGUGGAGAAAUGGUGGGCCAAAAAGUAGUGUUCAUCUGAUCCAUUCUAUAUGGGCCAAUUUUCAGACAUCAACCAGCAACAUAAUUUUUGGGCAUAAAUGGAGACAUCUUAAGGGGGAGAGGGACCUGUGGGAGCGUUAUGGGGGAGUUGAUAUUUCUCUGGAUCCUUGUACCUUUGGCCAGGCUAAUACUCUGUCAUUUAACUCUUUGUUGCAUAAGCUGAACAAGUAUGUACCACGUGGUUCAACAGUUGUUGAUUUGUACUCUGGGGCUGGCGUUAUUGGCCUAUCAGUUGCUGCUUCAAGGAAAUGUAGGUCUGUGAAAUGUGUUGAGAUUAACAAACAGUCAAAGAUGUCUUUCGAGACAUCAGCAAGCCGACUUCCAGCGAACCUGGGUUGCACCAUCACUUGGCACAAUACUGACGCUUCAGUUGAACCUGUUCACUGGCUUGAAGGGUCUAGUGUCGUUAUUGUGGAUCCUCCCAGGAAAGGAUUGCACCCAUCUGUUAUCAGCGCUUUACAGAAAGUUGCUUUGUCUGAGUGCAAGGCAUACAAGGCUAAAAGUUCGCUUGCAAAGGUUAAGGAUGAGAAGAGACCAUGGAUCUUACGGGCAAGGGAGGCAGCAGUUCAUGUUGAUAAUACAACAACUGAAGAGGGCAGCGAAACGUGGCCUGAAACUCUCAUAUACAUUAGCUGUGGAUGGGAAAGUUUUAAGAAGGACUGCAAAAGCUUGAUAUCCAGCAAGGUCUGGCAGUUGGAGAAUGCUCAUGCUUUUAACUUCUUCCCUGGCACAGAUAGCAUUGAAAUCCUGGCGAUCUUCAAACGGGAAUCAGAAGAUGGUCAAAAGAAAAAGAAGAAAGCAAAAAAGAAGAAGGCCAAGUAG